AUGACGCUCGCAGAAGAGUUCAAGUCGCGGAAUUUCAGUAAGACUCGCGCUUCACAAGUUGUGACACCUUUUGCUGACAUGGCAUCUUUCCAGGUAUCUACGGUCAAUGGUUUGACCGGAGUGCUUUGCAUAUUCCUCUGCUUCGCCCUCGGCAUCGCCAACAUCUUCCACGCCAACUUUGUCAUCGCAUUCAGCAUUGUUUGCUUAGUAUGUUCCUUCAUCAUCAUCUUCAUCGAAAUUCCGCUGCUCCUGCGCAUCUGCCCGACGUCCCCAAAGUUCGAUGAAUUUAUCCGCAAAUUCAGCUCAAACUACAUGCGCGCUGCCAUUUACGGUGUCAUGAGCGUCAUACAAUGGAUCAGCAUCUGGCCUCAGGCCACGAGCCUCAUCGUUGCAGCCAUCUUCCUGCUACUCGCCGCCGUCUUCUAUGCGCUUGCUGGCUUCAAGGGCCAACAGUUCCAGGGCAGUAAGACGCUUGGAGGUCAGGGUGUUGCGCAGAUGAUCAUAUAAGGGCAGAGAUAUGCAGGAUGGGAACAUCACGACAUUUGGACGACGAAGGAAUUGACGUUGGCAUGGAAUGCCAGUAAACGAACAGUUUCGUAAUGGCUCCGUGAGCUGCGAGAUGGACUACACCACCACUAUUGUUUGCCUGCUCAUCUAUAUGAUACCUCAGGUUGAGUUUCUUGUAUCAUAAGUCAGCGGCUGGGCGUUUCGGGGGCUAUGUUUUGUAUGAGAAUUGCUUGGAUCCGCGAGCGCUUAGUCGGCCGUUUUCUUAACAAUCGAGUAUUUGUACUAAGCU
Pyrenophora tritici-repentis Pt-1C-BFP is the source of this 796-nucleotide messenger RNA. The record is from RefSeq and is a predicted model, not a curated record. Lineage: Eukaryota; Fungi; Ascomycota; Dothideomycetes; Pleosporales; Pleosporaceae.